GCCGCUGUAAACGACAUCACUUUCCAGCUACUCUUCCAACGAGUAACACCUCCAAUUCUCUCCUCCGAUUCGAUUCGAGUGACGCAUUAAAUUUUUAUUAUAUACAAGACAGUACAGUUCCAUUUGAAACAAAAAUGAAAUCCGUUGUGAUCCUGAUGUGCCUGGUCGCCGUCAUCUCCGCUACAUCUGAAGUCGAUUACCUUAGACGACGCAGCGGCGUGGUAGUCGGCAAGCCGAUGCAAGUCCCAGUUUUCCCCAACAAGAGGAACGUCAACCAACAGAAGCGACAGGUGGAUUUCGAUGCUGGAAACCGCCCCAGUGCCGGACCUUCCGCCAGACAGCAGCCAGCCGGCGUACCUCUCCAGCAUGCUUUCCGCGCUUCUCCUCCAACUGAAUUGCGUCGCCCUCAGGCUCAACGCACCCAGGAGCGCGCUCAACCAGAUCAACGCCCUGCUCAGGAGCGUCCCCAACAGGAGCAGGAAAUCGAUCCUUCCACCCGUGGCGGAGCUCCGCCAUCUUUCGGUCCUUCAUCCACUCCGUCGGAGAUCUUCGCCCCAUCCAGGGAUGCCAUCGAACGACCAGUUGAACGCCCAGUCGAGAGACCCGCUCGCCAGCAACCAGCCCAGCGCCCAGCCCGCCCUUCCGCUGGAUCAUCCGCUGAGCGUCCCCAAAGGCAACCCGAAUUCACCGGUGGAUUCCCUUCCGGUUUCACCAGCGGACUUCCUUCCUUCGACUUCCAGGGACGCAUGCCAGAGCCCGACUCCAAGAGCGAAGGAUUCAUGGAUAGCGCUCUCAACGAUUUCCCCAACUUGAAAGCUUUGGGCGGAUUCGACGCUUUCCCCGAGGCUGGCCGUGAAGCAGAAGCCCCAGCCAAGAGACCAGCCCAGAACCGACCUGCCCGACCUAGCGCUCAGAAAAACAAACGAGCGAGUGGCAACUUGACCGAAGAGACAUUGACGUCGAAGAAUUCAUCGAAGCGAUUGCUGAAGAACAAGAAAGAGAAGCCCAUCGUUUUGGAGGAUGACGAAGCGAUGCUGGAACCGGAUUUCUCGCCCGUCAACAGAUCCGGCAGCCACCAUCAGCCGACCGACAUUGCCGACAUCAUCGCCGAUUCUGUCGGAGAGGAGCAGCGUUUCAGCCCUUCUUUCCUGCCCAACAGCGGCCCUUAUGGCACACGAGUCAGCCCAACGGUGGCGCCCAGUCCUCCACUGCCGGGCCCUUCGUCGUUCCGUUCCCGUCGGCCGUCAUCCGUCGGUUCCUUUUCCACCAAGAACAACCGACAGAAUCAACGGACGCCCUACGUGGCCGAUAAUUUCAACGAAUUCGUCGACGGGGAGAAUAGCCUUUUGGGUUCGGGCAAUUUCGACAUUCUCGGUGGCGGAGUCUUCCGCGACACGAACGACUACCAGCGGCCGUACGUCAACAGUCAGCCGCAGUACUUCCCGGCCAGCUCUCCGGCACCGUCGCCAAUCAUCCAGGACACAUUCCGGCCUCAUCAGCCCUUCUUCCCGUCCAACUAUCCGUCACCACCACCACCGCAGAUUGGCGAUCAGUUCGGAGCUUUCGUACCGCCCGUCAAGCCAUCGAUCAACAACAACAACAACUACGCCAACCUUCCCAAUUUCCCGAGCUCGUUCUUCAACGACGAUGACUUCUUUUCCAACUUUAGGGACUUUGCCGACGUCAAUCAAGAUUACCGUAACCCGUAACGGAUUUUUUAUUUUAAUUUUUUUUUUUUAUGUUUGAAAUAAUUCCAGAAAUGGUAUUGACUCUGUUACGUAGUAGACCGUUAAAAAAGACGUACGCAUGCGCCACUCUGUGCCUUUUCUGUGUCAUACUGUCCUCCUUUUUUUGACCAACGAAUUUUGUUUCGUGUACAAUUUUCUCAUCAGUUCAGAUUCUCUCCCCCCGCCCCAUCCCGUGAAUAAGUAGGUUAACGUGUGUACAAAAAACAUAUGCCACGAUUGUCGCAGACCCUUUUCCUGAUUAAUCCGCAUCUACACCAUUCGAUCGAAGAAAAAAACCCGCAAAGAAAAUAUUUUCAGUUAUUCCUCCCACUCAUCGAAAUUAAUUCGAUGUUUAUUCUCCCACGCUGGCCGUGUGAGGAAAUGGGCGGGAGUUACUAACACAUAUUUUCCGACUAAAUUUUGUUUUUCUUUUUUGGUUUCAUUUCCAACAGAAAAACGCAAAACUUCAUUCACGCAAUCCUCGUCGCUUUUAAUUUCCCUCGUCUUUUCAUUUAAAUUUUCAAACCAUCACAGAGCUUAAUCCUGGAAUUACGAUAAACGCAAUACAAUUAUUAUUAUAGUA
Messenger RNA from Daphnia pulicaria, 2310 nucleotides. Its product is annotated as synaptojanin-1-like. The record is from RefSeq and is a predicted model, not a curated record. Lineage: Eukaryota; Metazoa; Arthropoda; Branchiopoda; Diplostraca; Daphniidae. Bases 135 to 1709 code for a protein of 524 amino acids. The transcript has 5 exons.